UUUCUUUAUUAAAGCUUCUCAGAAAAUCAGAAACCUUUCUUGUGUGUUAGCGUACUCUCCAUAUAUGAUAUAUCCCUAUCCCAUAAGGAAACAAAAAUUAAGCUUGGAACUUGCGAGCUCCUCCAGAACCCACCAAGGUUUCAACUUUCUUUUCCCAUAGUCCGAUUCUUGAGCAUCACCCUCCACCCCUCUGUAAAAGUAUAAAACCCAGGAAUUGGAUUUCUUCUAGAGUUUCACAUCUUGUGUCUCUUUCCUGGAGAACACAUAAUUCUUGUUCAGCAAUGUGCUUCCCUUUCUGCGUUUAAUUCUCCCGUAAAUUCUUGAAUUCCACUUCAGGUACUCCAACUGUUACCAUCCAUGGCAAGGAGAGUCCUUGUCCUGCUUUCUUUUGCUCUCUGUGUCAUCCGACUUUCCGCGGCUUUUACGCCUCCAGACAACUACUUGAUUGACUGUGGUUCAAGCACAAACACCACAAUUGAUAACAGAGUCUUCAUUGGCGAUUUAUCGAUGCCCGGAUCAGCUCUACUUUCUGAAGGUAAAUCCAUUUCCCUGACAAAUCCAACCCAUCCCUCGAACUCAUCUCCUCUCUACAGUACAGCUAGAGCCUUCACCACUGCUUCAAGCUAUAAGUUCAACAUCAACAAAAUUGGGACCCACUUGGUACGUCUCCAUUUCUCCCCAUUCACUUCUCAGAAGUAUGAUCUUAGAGUCUCGAAUUUCAGCGUUUCUGCUAAUGGUGUUUCAUUGUUGAGCAAUUUUGCUACUGGGUUCUCUGUGCUUAAGGAAUUCAUUUUGAUGGUAGAUAAAGUUGAGCUGGAAAUUUCCUUUGUCCCAACCCACGACUCGAAUUUAGCAUUUGUUAGUGCCAUUGAAGUGUUUUCUGCCCCUAAAAAUUUCUUUGUUGAUGGCCCGACUAAGUUUAUUGUCCCUAAUGGAGUUGAAGAGUUUACUCAGAAUAUUUCCUCACAAGUCCUAGAAACUGUCCAUAGGAUUAACGUUGGGGGCCAAGAGCUGACACCUUUCAAUGAUACACUCUGGAGAACCUGGCUCCCGGAUGAGGAUUUUCUCGUCUUGAAAUCUGCUGCUAAAAUUGCUUCUACUACUCAUUUACCAAAUUACCAAGAGGGGGGCGCAACCCGAGAGAUUGCUCCUGACAAUGUAUACAUGACAGCCCAGGAGAUGAAUCUCGAUAAUGUGACCUCAAUUUUUGAAUUUAACAUAACAUGGAACUUUCCUGUGGGACGUGAGGAUGCCCUACAAUUUGUUCGCUUGCAUUUUUGUGACUUCGUCAGCCUUUCGCUCAACCAAUUGUAUUUCAACGUAUAUGCCAACGAACUCAUUGCAUACAAAGAUCUAGACUUGUCUUCACUUACAUUCCAUGUCCUUGCUUCGCCAUACUACCUUGAUUUUGUUGUGGAUUCCGGGAGGUCAGGUGUCAUUCAGAUUAGUGUUGGUCCGUCUGAUUUGAGUACUUCUUUGAAGAAAAAUGCUAUCUUAAAUGGAGUAGAAAUUAUGAGUAUAAAGAAUUUUAUGGCUUCGCAUACUGGAACCAAGACUAAAAGCCGGUGGAUUUUGUUGGGUUCAGUCAUCGGAGGCUUUGUUGUGCUGUGCUUCCUGGUACUAGCUGGUUUAGUUGUGUACAGGCAACAAAAGAGAGAAGCAAAGUCAAAACGUGUGGGGAGUACAGGUACUGAUUGGACUCCCUUACGUGUUUAUGGAGGCAGCUCCCUUGGUGUAUUAUCUGAAAGGACUGCCCUUGCUUCUCCUUGUCCAAAUGGAUAUCUUGGCUUGAAGAUUCCCUUCGCUGAUAUACAACUGGCAACCAAUAAUUUUGACAAGACUCUAAUAAUUGGGUCUGGUGGAUUUGGCCUGGUUUAUAAAGGAAUUCUCGGAGACAACAAAAAGGUUGCAGUGAAGCGAGGAGUACCCGGUUCCAGGCAAGGACUUCCCGAGUUCCAGACCGAAAUCACGGUUCUGUCCAAAAUUCGCCAUCUCCAUCUUGUUUCUCUUGUGGGCUAUUGCGAAGAACAGUCCGAGAUGAUCCUUGUUUAUGAGUACGUGGAGAAGGGGACACUGAAGAGCCAUUUGUAUGGUCCACGGUUUACACCUUUAUCUUGGAGGCAGAGGCUUGAAAUAUGCAUUGGAGCAGCAAGAGGCAUCCACUAUCUUCAUACAGGUUCGGCACAAGGGAUCAUUCAUCGUGACAUCAAAUCAACAAACAUUCUGCUUGAUGAGAGUUAUGUUGCUAAGGUUGCAGAUUUUGGACUGUCAAGGUCUGGCCCAUGUCUGGAUGAGACCCAUGUAAGCACAGGUGUAAAAGGAAGUUUUGGCUACCUUGAUCCAGAGUAUUUUCGCAGGCAGCAGCUUACAGACAAGUCAGAUGUUUACUCAUUCGGGGUCGUGCUAUUUGAGGUUCUCUGUGCUAGGCCUGCCGUGGAUCCAUUGUUAUCCCGGGAGCAAGUAAAUUUAGGUGAAUGGGCACUGGAAUGGCAGAAGAAGGGGCUGCUUGAGCAGAUUAUAGAUCCUCGUCUCAGAGGUCAGAUAAGACCGGCCUCUUUGAAAAAAUUUGGGGAGACAGCGGAGAAAUGCUUGGCAGACUACGGGGUAGAUAGGCCUACCAUGGGGGAUGUGUUGUGGAAUUUGGAACAAGUGUUGCAGCUUCAAGAAAAUGAAACUGUAGAGUCUCUUGAGACCGUAGAUGUUGCUGCGGUGGAGCACCCGGCACCUGGUCAAGUUCCCUCCGGCGGCACUUGGAUUGAGAGGGAUGGUUGUGAUGGUGCUUCAAACAUAUCAACCAGCAGAGUCUUUUCCCAGCUGAUGACUAAUGAAGGUAGAUAGAUAGCUUUUGCAAUGUAGUCUUUGUAGGGUAUACCAAGUAUAUAUACGUAUACAUAUAUAUAUAUGUAUAUAUAUAUAUAUAUGGAGGGAUCUCUUAGCAUAAAGAUGGAGAACUGUCUCUUCAGAAAGUUCAUUUUGCAGUCUUUUUUUGGCUGGCAUACAUACUGAUUGUCCUAUCUGACAGUAGUUUAUUAGUUUUACUGCAAUUGUUUUACUCAAGAGCGUAUCCUGUUGUAGCCACAGGGCCUUUGGUCCGGUGGUGGUGCGGAAGAUCAAGGGUUCAAUCUUAUCUCUCAUAAA
Coffea eugenioides is the source of this 3138-nucleotide messenger RNA. RefSeq names its product probable receptor-like protein kinase At5g24010. The record is from RefSeq and is a predicted model, not a curated record. Gene Ontology annotation, cellular component: plasma membrane; plasmodesma. Bases 358 to 2838 code for a protein of 826 amino acids. Gene Ontology annotation, molecular function: ATP binding; transmembrane receptor protein tyrosine kinase activity. Gene Ontology annotation, biological process: protein autophosphorylation. NCBI's taxonomy places the organism in Eukaryota, Viridiplantae, Streptophyta, Magnoliopsida, Gentianales, Rubiaceae. The transcript has a single exon.